Molecule: messenger RNA, 1308 nt
Organism: Aspergillus ruber CBS 135680
Lineage: Eukaryota; Fungi; Ascomycota; Eurotiomycetes; Eurotiales; Aspergillaceae
Product: SIP1 domain-containing protein
Exons: 3
Coding region: 1-1308 (435 amino acids)
Biological process (GO): spliceosomal snRNP assembly
Cellular component (GO): nucleus; SMN complex
Source: RefSeq, a predicted model, not a curated record
AUGUCGCACAUCCCAGAUAAAAGAAAACCCUCCUCCUCAAUAUCAGGAAGCACAACCUACAAACGAUCGCGAGUCUCCUACGCAGAUGACGACUACGAAGACAACGCCCAAGCCUCGCAGCAAUCCGCCAUGACCCACGAACGCCCGCGAAACAACCCUCUCUACGGACAAAAGAGCGCGUUUCCGGGACUUGAUGCUGGGCUAGAAGGGGAGCUGUUUUAUGGACCUGCGGAGGAUGGGUUGGAGUAUUUGAGGAUGGUCCGGUCCGAAGCAAAUUCGCUGCCGUUGCUGUUUACCGCACCGAAGACUCAGACAACAGAAACAGAGACGAUAGAAGUUGAGCAAGUCAAAACCGAAGAAACCGUCCACGGCAUUCGCGAAGCAUCUGCACAUCCAAAAGACCAAGCAGGAACUUACGUCGACGGCGUCUUCGUGGCACGCGCCACACCCGCAGUACCCUCAACCUCCCCAGACACGACCUCAGCAUACCCCGAAGCCCAACAAUCCUACUACACCCUCCUCCGCCACCGCUUCCUCCUCCUCCGCUCGAUCCUAAAAUGCACACCCCCACCAACCUCCAUCCCCCUCCUCGACAACUCCCACCCGAUCUCCCUCCCACGCCACUCCAAAAUCGCGCGCAAAGAAUGGCGCCGCUUACUCUUCUCCGUCGAUCCACAGACUGUCCAGCUAGCAUGCAUGGACAUGGAAAGUGUUCUCGGUGUGUUGGGGAUCAUGGCGAGGCUUAUGUCGGAGAAUGUGAGGAGUGGGGAUGUUGUGAGAGUACGGAGGAUCGGGGCGUGGGCUUGGGGGUUGCUGGGGAAGUGUAGGGAGGUCGGGCAGUUGGGGACGGAGGAGGUUGGAGAGAUUAGGGAUUUGGGGAAGAGGGCUGUGAAGAUCUUGGGAAAGAUGAGGGAGGAUGAGCGCGCGGUAGAGGAGGAUGAAGAGUCGGUUGAUGGAGAUCAGGAUGAGGAGGAUGGGGAACAGGCUGAGGGGCAGGAAGCAGGAACAGGCGGCGUUGGUGAACAGGCUGCGUCUGCUGAAAGCGCAGCACAGGAUCACGAUAUCAAAGACGUCGAAGCGGAGAAUACAACCGACGAACUAGAAGCAGCCAAGGCGCGACUCCAGGCGAAAAUCCAGGGGCAUGUGGAUGAGAACGGUCAGGUACAGGCGCAUUCUGACAGAGAAGAGAACCUUGGCGAUGUGGCCAUGCAGACUCGAGCUAUGCUGGAUAUGAUCAUCACGGUGGUAGGCGAGUAUUACGGACAGAGAGAUCUGUUGGAGGCCAGGGAGAUAUGGCAGAUCAAUUAG